This is a messenger RNA of Poeciliopsis prolifica (blackstripe livebearer), 2301 nucleotides long. RefSeq names its product extracellular sulfatase Sulf-2-like. The transcript has 12 exons. Gene Ontology annotation, cellular component: plasma membrane; cell surface; endoplasmic reticulum. NCBI's taxonomy places the organism in Eukaryota, Metazoa, Chordata, Actinopteri, Cyprinodontiformes, Poeciliidae. The record is from RefSeq and is a predicted model, not a curated record. Gene Ontology annotation, molecular function: glycosaminoglycan binding; N-acetylglucosamine-6-sulfatase activity. Bases 16 to 1674 code for a protein of 552 amino acids.
AGGAGAAUAUCCAAGAUGGUGGAACGCAGCACCGAGCGGUUCAUAGUUACGCUGUUUGCUAUUCUUGUACGUUGUGUGUCGGACAAGAUUUGUUCGUUCCAGGUGAGCAGGAAGCCGAAGGUGUGGAGAGACUCCUUUCUGGUGGAGAGAGGGAAGUUGCUGCACCAGCAGGCAGAGGGGAAGGAGGUUUCUCAGGAGGAGAACUUCCUGCCCAAACACCAGCGAGUCAAAGACCUGUGUCAGAGAGCCGAGUACCAGACGCCCUGCCAGCAGACUGGACAGAAGUGGCAGUGUGUGGAGGACGCCUCCGGAAAACUGCGGCUCUUCAAGUGCAAGAAUGAAGGGGGCGGGGCCACGAGCUUCCAGAGAGGCGGGGCCAGCCUCCAGCGUCCAAUCAGCAUCAAGUCUCAGCUGUACGCUCCCGACCCGGACGCCUGCAGCUGCGACUUCAGCGACCUCCUGCCCGCAAGCCUCCGGCCCUCCGUGACGAGGUCGUUCAAGAACAAGCCCUUCUUCUCCAAGAAGAAGCUUAAAACCCUGAAAAGUUUCUCAAGGAACCGCUACAGCCGCUCGCUGUCCGAGCUGAACGCUUACCCUGGCAACCAGACCCUGGUGGGCGGAGCCAGUCAGAAUGAACCCGAGGACGAGUUCAGCGGGAUGGGAGCCGUCACCGACGCGCCGGCGCCAUCUAGUGCCGUCAGAGUGACUCACAGGUGCUCCAUCCUGUCCAACGCCUCGGUGAAAUGCGACACCAGAGUUUAUAAAUCUCUGCAGGCCUGGAAGGACCACAAGCUGCACAUCGACCACGAGAUCGAGACUCUGCAGACCAAGAUCAAGAACCUGAGAGAGGUCAGAGGUCACCUGAAGAAAGCCCGCCCCCUGGAGUGCGACUGCAACAAGUACCUGUACAAAACCAAACUGAGGAAGAAGCUUCGCUUCAGAGGAGGAGGCCUUCAUCCCUUCAGCAGGAAGGGCGGGGCCUGGAAUAAGAAGAUCUGGCUUCAGAAGGAGCAGAAGAGGAGGAAGAAGAUGAGGAAGAUGAUCAAGAGGAUCAGGAACAACGACACGUGUUCGAUGCCCGGACUCACCUGCUUCACACACGACAACCAGCACUGGCACACCGCACCCUUCUGGACAUUGGGACCGUUCUGCGCCUGCACCAGCGCCAACAACAACACCUACUGGUGCCUGAGGACCAUCAACGAGACGCACAACUUCCUGUUCUGUGAGUUCGCCACCGGAUUCCUGGAGUACUUUGACCUGAGCACCGACCCGUACCAGCUGAUAAACGCCGUCAGCUCGUUGGACCGGACGGUUCUGAACCAGCUGCACGUCCAGCUGAUGGAGCUCAGAGGCUGCAAGGGUCACAAGCAGUGCAAUCCUCGCACGCGCUCAGUAGAGCUGGAGGUCCGAUCUGGGACGGCUGGAAGGGAUAAGCUUCCCAAUUGGCUGACACCGGAUCUAGACUCCGCCCACCGCAGCCCUCUGAAGCAGGAAGGCGUGGCCAUUGAGGUGACAUCACAGCUCGACCGCCACGCCCCUGUGUCAACGGUCAGCCAAUCACCUUCUGCUACUUUUGUGACAUCACUGGGAGAGACGCUGGGAGGAAACGCUGGACGCGCCUCUUCAUCAUCUGCCCCUCCCUCCUCUUCCUCCUCCUCUCUGUCGCCCUGAGGAGGAGCAGGAGGAGCAGGAGCAGGAGGAGAACAGGGAAAGGAGUUUGUAACAUUUAGGAAGCAUUUUCCCUGAGUUUUGCCUGCCAGGCGUUCCAGAUAAAUUCCUCCCAAUUCUUGUCUGAUUUUGAAUUCAAUUUGAGAAAAUUUCUUCUUUUUAGAUGAUGAGUCAGAAUCCCUCUUCCUCCUCCUCUUCCUCCCUUUGGCCGCCUUCGUCUCGUGUUUGGAUUUAGUUCGUCUGCAAGGCGCUGAAGAGCCGCUACUGACGUCACCACGAAUGUGGUCAUGUGACUUCCUCCUUUAACUUCACUGUUGGUUACCAUGGUGACCGACAGCAUUACUAACCAGGACCGCGGUUCCCACGGCGCCACGACGAGAACUGUUCUGAUUGGAGGAGGACUUUCUGACGUCUCGAGAGCCAAUCAGAGACAGGACUCUGUUUCUGUGUGUUUGAUUUGUAAUCACCUUCCUCCUCCUCCGUUUUACCCACUGAGCUGAUGGAGGAUCACGUCUGGAGGAAGGAAAAGCUUCCAGGAAACAUGACUGGAUUCACACAGGAAGUGGAGACGUCAGCUUCCUGUCUGCAGAGUUUCGUUUCAGGAUUCAUUCAUAAAGUGGUUUCUGUUCA